This is a messenger RNA of Trichoderma aggressivum f. europaeum, 2859 nucleotides long. RefSeq lists its product as uncharacterized. Gene Ontology annotation, cellular component: nucleus; MCM complex. The record is from RefSeq and is a predicted model, not a curated record. Gene Ontology annotation, molecular function: single-stranded DNA binding; single-stranded 3'-5' DNA helicase activity; ATP binding. The transcript has 3 exons. NCBI's taxonomy places the organism in Eukaryota, Fungi, Ascomycota, Sordariomycetes, Hypocreales, Hypocreaceae. Gene Ontology annotation, biological process: double-strand break repair via break-induced replication; DNA replication initiation; mitotic DNA replication. Bases 1 to 2859 code for a protein of 952 amino acids.
AUGGCCACCCCCGGCGAUUCCAACUUCAUGAUGUCGGACGGCUUGGCCCCGCAGAGGCGGCCUGGAGGUUUCCCCUCGUCCUCAUCAACUCGUCCCCGAGGCCCGCCGUCAGAGAACAUGGGAACUCCUCGAGACGACUAUGGCGAUGCUGAUGGAUUUGCCGACGACCAGCUCCCUCGCAGCUCGCGCAUCCCGGAUGCUGCUAGUAUUCCCAAGGUGGAGGAUCGUAUCGGCAUGCUUGUCCAGGAGCACUUUGAGGGCUUCAUUGAAAACUUUGCUGAAGCUCCUCUUUCAUCGAGCGCACCCCCCUCGAGUGCCGUCACAACGAACAAGUACUACAUUGCUCAGAUAAGGGGUAUGAAAACGUACCAACUGUCAACCUUCUACGUCGACUACAAGCAUCUUGCCUCUUGGGAGAAUGGCAGUCUGGCAGACGGUAUUAUCCGCCAAUACUAUCGUUUCCUCCCCUUCCUCACCGCCGCAUUGCAUAACAUGAUUGCAAAAUAUGAGCCACAAUAUUUCCGCGAGCAUCGACAAGCCACCACAUCCAGCAAGCUGAGCACUUCUGGAGCCAGCCAGUUUGGUUCGGGAACGCAAAGCGAUUUAUCCCAAAGGAAGAACGAGCAUCAACAGACGGACAAGCUUUUUUCCAUUGCCUUUUAUAAUCUGCCUCUUGUCUCGCGCAUUCGAGCCCUGAGAGCCGCCAACAUUGGCCAGCUGCUCUCCAUCUCCGGCACAGUUACGAGAACCUCAGAGGUUCGGCCCGAGUUAUCAUUGGCCACAUUCGUCUGCGAGGCUUGUCGUGCUGUUGUCCCCAAUGUCGAGCAAACAUUUCGAUAUACUGAACCAACCCAAUGUCCCAAUCAGACUUGCCAAAAUCGUGUCUCAUGGCAAUUGGAUAUCCGUCAUAGCACAUUUGUUGAUUGGCAAAAGGUUCGCAUCCAGGAAAACAGCUCUGAGAUUCCCACGGGUAGUAUGCCUCGUACCAUGGAUGUCAUUCUGAGAGGCGAGAUUGUCGAUCGUGCCAAGGCUGGUGAAAAGUGCAUCUUCACUGGCGCUCUGAUUGUGGUGCCCGAUGUCAGCCAGCUCGGCCUUCCUGGCUUGCGGCCCACGGCGGUUCGUGAUGAUCGCGGGGCCCCUCGUGGAGCCGAUGUCGGUGGUAACGGCAUCUCAGGUCUCAAGGCUCUCGGAGUUCGAGAUCUCACAUAUCGCUUGGCAUUCCUUGCGUGCAUGGUCGCGCCAGAUACCACCGCCACUGGCCAAUCCGCCGCCAGCGGCGCCAUCGACGUUGUCAAUGCUCUUACUCAGAAUCAUGGCAAUAUCUCCGAGGGUGCCGAGUCAGUCGAAGAGGCUCAGGCCGCCGUCCUGGCGUCCAUGAAUCGAUCCGAGAUUGAAGACCUGCGAGCCAUGGUCCACGGUGAUCAUAUCUAUUCUCGACUGGUCAAUUCUAUUGCGCCGACAGUGUAUGGACACGAGGUGGUCAAAAAGGGUAUCCUCUUGCAGCUCAUGUCUGGUGUCAGCAAGACUACGGCUGAAGGAAUGCAGUUGAGAGGUGACAUCAACAUCUGCGUCGUUGGAGAUCCUUCGACAUCCAAGUCCCAAUUCCUCAAAUAUGUGUGCUCCUUUGCGCCACGUGCAGUGUACACCAGCGGCAAAGCCUCGUCUGCUGCCGGUUUGACGGCCGCUGUAAUCAAGGAUGAGGAGACGGGAGAGUUUACUAUUGAGGCUGGUGCACUGAUGCUUGCGGACAAUGGCAUCUGCGCCAUUGACGAGUUCGACAAGAUGGAUAUUGCUGACCAAGUUGCUAUUCACGAAGCUAUGGAACAGCAGACAAUCUCAAUUGCAAAGGCGGGUAUCCAAGCAACGCUCAAUGCGCGUACAAGUAUCCUGGCUGCCGCCAAUCCAGUUGGAGGCCGCUAUAACCGGAAAACCACUCUGCGUGCCAACAUCAACAUGUCAGCACCUAUCAUGUCUCGUUUCGAUUUGUUCUUUGUUGUUCUGGAUGAAUGCUCCGAGCAGUUUGACCGUCAUCUUUCUGAGCACAUCGUUAGGGUUCACCAGCACCGUGACGAGGCCAUCACUCCAGAAUUUAGCACGGAGCAGCUCCAGCGGUAUAUCCGAUUUGCGAAAACAUUCCGGCCCGAAUUUACAGAUGAGGCGAGGGAAACCCUUGUUGAGAAAUACAAGGAGCUGCGAGCCGAUGAUGCCCAGGGUGGUGCCGGAAAGAACUCUUAUCGAAUUACUGUUCGUCAACUGGAGAGUAUGAUUCGUCUGUCCGAGGCCAUUGCCAAGGUCAACUGUGUUGAGGAAAUUUCCCCUGAAUUCGUCAUCGAGGCCUACAACCUCCUGCGCCAGAGUAUUAUAUCUGUUGAGCACGAUGAUAUUGAGAUGGAGGAGACAGAGGAUGCUGUGGAAGAUGGCGAAACACUGCUCCGCGCUCAGGAUGCUGCUCUUGGAGUCACCCCUGUGGAGGAUCACGAAGGUGACGCGGCCAUGGCCGAAGGCCAAGAUGAAUCACAGGUUGCGCCUAGGAAGAAGCACACCAUCACUUACGACAUGUACAUCCAAAUGGUGAACAUGUUCGUCCAGAGGAUCAGCGAAGAUGAGGCCGGCACCGGCGACGGUGUCGAGGGCAGCGUCCUGAUUAACUGGUAUCUGGAGCAGAAAGAGGCAGAGAUGGACGGAGAAGAAGACUACAACAGGGAGAAGACUCUUGCGAACAUGGUUCUGAAAAAGAUGGUCAAGGAAAAAAUAUUCAUGGCGCUCAGAGGCGAAGGUCUCACCGAGGGCGCAGGUCCCUCAACGCCUAUGAACGUCAUCUAUGUUCUACAUCCCAACUGUGCCGUUGAAGAGAUGUAG